This is a messenger RNA of Manihot esculenta (cassava), 1702 nucleotides long. RefSeq names its product mitochondrial arginine transporter BAC1. Lineage: Eukaryota; Viridiplantae; Streptophyta; Magnoliopsida; Malpighiales; Euphorbiaceae. Gene Ontology annotation, biological process: mitochondrial L-ornithine transmembrane transport. The record is from RefSeq and is a predicted model, not a curated record. Gene Ontology annotation, molecular function: L-ornithine transmembrane transporter activity. The transcript is spliced from 7 exons. The coding region runs from base 526 to 1326 and encodes 266 amino acids.
AACACUCAUCAAGCGUCAUCUUUUUUUUUUUCUCUAAUUGCGCUUGCCAUUUCUGGCUAGUAUGCGCUCUGUGCACCUUCAUUCUUCCUUGCGGUCGUAGAUUCGCACCCAGUUAGAGGGAAAGUGUAGUGGGUGGUGACGAAGAUCAUCACCACCACUAUUCUUCAUUUUCCCCUAAUAUAUCAUAUUAAGUACAGAGGUUUAGGGGUUUAGAGAGAGAGAGAAAAAGGGGGGAAAUGGGGGACACUGUAGCUUACAAGGAGUACUUAGCCGGUUUACUCGGCGGUGUUGCCACUGUUAUCACCGGUCAUCCCUUCGACACCGUCAAGGUAUAUGUAUUUGAUCUGGGUUCUGCAAAUACUAGAAAAAUGCCUGCACAUUUCAAUCACUCAUUUUGUUAACUAAUUUGCAUAGUUUAGUGGCUUCAAGGAUAUAUGUUACUGAAAUUCUCUUUAUACGUGUGAUUGUUUUGUUUGUUUCUUCAUUUUUCUCAGGUAAAGCUGCAAAAACACAAUACGGAAGCGCAUGGGAUUAAGUACAGGAAUGGUCUACAUUGUACGACUAGAAUCCUACAGACUGAAGGACUGUCUUUGGCAGGUUAAAGGACUUUAUAGGGGUGCAACAUCAUCGUUUGUUGGGGUGGCUUUUGAGAGUUCACUUCUUUUUGGAAUUUAUUCUCAAACAAAGCAGUCGUUGCAGAGAGGAGUCGAUAGUGAUUUGCCCAUGCCCCAAGUAAUAAUUCCUUCUGCAGCUUAUGGUGGAGCAAUUAUAAGUUUUAUAUUAUGUCCAUCUGAGCUAGUAAAGUGUAGGAUGCAAGUUCAGGGUACUGACUCCUUAGUUCCAAAGUUCAGUAGAUACAAUGGUCCUCUUGAUUGUGCCCUUCAAACAGUGAAAAAUGAAGGGGUUUCAGGCAUUUUUCGAGGGGGUUUUACAACACUCUUAAGAGAAGCUAUUGGAAAUGCAGUCUUCUUUAGUGUUUAUGAGUAUGUCCGCUAUCACAUGCAUUUACAAUUGAAAGCUUCUUUUUCUGACCACAACAGUUUGAUUGACAUGGGAGUUGGCAUUGUGAGUGGUGGCCUCGGUGGUGUAGCUUUCUGGUCUGCUGUUUUGCCCUUGGAUGUGGCAAAGACUGUCAUCCAGACUGCUCCAGAUAAAAGCUCUACCAGAAAUCCAUUUCAGGUGCUGAACUCGAUUUACAGGAGGGCUGGACUUAAAGGAUGCUAUGCAGGUUUGGGUCCUACAAUAUUGCGAGCAUUUCCAGCUAAUGCUGCUGCAAUAGUCACCUGGGAACUUGCCAUGAAAAUGUUGGGGAUCAGGCAUGAUUGAAUUUGAUAGUCAAUUACCAAGAUGAUCGCCCUCACUAGAUUUGUUGGCUUUUAUUAAAUUUUUGUUUAGAUUUUGGGAUGGGCAAGUUCUAGAAAAUGGAUUGGGGAACCAGUACGAAUUCACAUACUAUUUCUUGGAGAAGAGUGCUCUGACAUUGUAGGCUUUGCAGAUAACAGUGAUCUACUUUUAAGUCAUCCAUUGCAGAUUACCUCCUAAUAUUAGCGUAGGAGGAUUGCUGCUGUACAAGUUUGUAGUGUGGUAGUGUAUGUUCCUCAGCAAGUCAUGCUUGAGCAUACUAUUGUUGUCUGUGAGAAUUAUUCACAUCAUUUCCUAUUGUAACAACUAACAUUUUGUCAAUCUAGUUGAUUUUUGACUA